Molecule: messenger RNA, 4502 nt
Organism: Ahaetulla prasina
Lineage: Eukaryota; Metazoa; Chordata; Lepidosauria; Squamata; Colubridae
Gene: SLC25A44
Product: solute carrier family 25 member 44
Exons: 5
Coding region: 155-1096 (313 amino acids)
Biological process (GO): branched-chain amino acid catabolic process
Cellular component (GO): mitochondrion
Molecular function (GO): branched-chain amino acid transmembrane transporter activity
Source: RefSeq, a predicted model, not a curated record
GCGCGGUCUCCGGGCAAGAAGGCGAUGCCUUGAAGCGAAGGAUCUACAAGGCUGACAAGGACUCGGAAGCCAGCAUGAGGAAGAUCAGUUGGAUCCACAACAAAUCCCCAGAUCUUUUCCCACCGCAUGUUCACUGAAGGGCGCCCCCCCAGCCAUGGAGGACAAGCGCAACAUCCAGAUCAUCGAGUGGGAACACCUGGACAAGAAGAAGUUCUACGUCUUCGGGGUGUGCAUGACGAUGAUGAUCCGCAUCAGUGUCUACCCUUUCACACUCAUACGGACGCGGCUGCAGGUCCAGAGGGGGAAGAGUCUCUACAACGGGACCUUUGACGCCUUCGUCAAGAUCCUGCGGGCCGAAGGGGCGGCUGGGCUGUACCGGGGCUUCCUGGUCAACACCUUCACUCUCAUCUCCGGCCAGUGCUACGUGACCACCUACGAACUCACCCGCAAGUACGUCUCGCAGUACAGCAGCAGCAACACCAUCAAGUCGCUGGUGGCCGGCGGCUCGGCCUCCCUGGUGGCCCAGAGCAUCACGGUGCCCAUCGAUGUGGUCUCCCAGCACCUGAUGAUGCAGCGCCUGGGCAACAGCAUGGGCCGCUUCCGCGUGCAGCCCCACCAGAGCAAGCGGUUCCCCGUCUUCGGCCAGACCAGGGACAUCAUCGCCCAGAUCUUCAAGGCCGACGGGCUGAGGGGCUUCUACAGGGGCUAUGUGGCCUCCCUCCUUACUUACAUUCCCAACAGCGCCGUCUGGUGGCCCUUCUACCACUUCUACGCAGAACAGCUCUCCAGCCUGACCCCCAAGGACUGCCCCCACCUGCUCCUCCAAGCCAUCUCUGGCCCCAUGGCAGCUGCGACCGCUUCCACCCUCACCAACCCCAUGGACGUCAUCCGGGCGCGUGUGCAGGUGGGGGGCAAGAGCUCCAUCAUCCUGACCUUCAAGCAGCUGAUAGCUGAGGAGGGUCCCUGGGGGCUCACCAAGGGCCUUUCCGCUCGCAUCAUCUCGGCCACUCCCUCCACCAUCGUCAUCGUGGUGGGCUACGAGACCCUGAAGAAGCUCAGCCUGCGUCCGGAGCUGGUGGACUCCCGGCACUGGUAGGGUGCCAGGACGAGAGACCUUGGUUUCGGAAACCCUUUGGACGGUUGAGAAAAAUCACCCAAAAGCAGGACACGACUGGACGAUCCCUGCCAACCGAUUCUGCUCCAACACCCCACCGUCUUGGCCCAGUCUUAGCCGCGUGUAAGACUUCCAGGCGAGUAAACCUGGCGUGUCUGCUUAGUGCCCCCUUUUUAAAAAAUUUUUUUUUAAAAAAAGAUGUCAGUUGAAGCAAAGCCGUUUUUUCUUCCCCAGGGGGAUUUGGAUUUUUUUUGUAUUUUGCCAGAAUUUCUGCAUUAUUGGAAGAGUCACUUUUCCUCACUUUUCCUGCUGCUUGCACAGUCACACAAACCACGCACACCGCGUUGGAAAGCAGUAACGCGGUCCAGAAAAUCCUCCUCCUCCUCUGAUGCUUCUGAAAAGGGUUGGUUUUUUUUUAACCGAAUGUUUGGGGAGGAAGGGAUGCACCAAAUACCCGGAGUUAUUUUUCUAACCUUUUUUCCAGAACUUGAUGUGAUCUGUACAUAGAGAUUUCUUCUUAUUUUGUAUAAACUUGGAAGCCGUCUUUCUGAACUUCCAUCUCCGAAGAGUAGGGUUUUUGUUUAUAUGUUUCUAAUUGUGUCAACGGUGAUUGAAGGGAAUUUCCCUUCUCGUCUGUACAGUCGUGGUGCCCAACUGCAUUUGUGUGUAUGUGUGUGUGUGUGUGUGACCUUCUGGGCAGGGGGAUUAAAACCCACCCAGGGAGUGAUGUGCACUUUAUUCCCCGGGGUUUCACCCAUGUGAGUGUAGACAAAAUAAUAAUAAUAAUAAUCAGAUCCCUCUUGUUUUAGUCUCCUCCUUACCCUGCGCACACAGAGAAAUGCUAUGGUUGUUUAUUUAGGGGGCUUCAUUUGAAAGGCAAGGCUGAAAAAAAUCGAGGAUAAUGCUGUUUUUGAUCUUUGUAUAAGCGGGACUGUCUGAAUCACUGAAUGAAUAUUUCAUUAACAUGUAGGACGGGUUAGGGAAGGAAGGACGGGAUUGGUUUUUCUUGGGAAGAGAAGUCCUUUGAAGCCUAAUUCUGAUGCAAGAGCUGGUUCUCCCUUGGACUAAGCCAGCUGGGCUUCUAAAUCCAGCCUAAAGCCGGGCAGCCGAUGGCAAAGGAGGCCCCAGCAGGCGGCCUUUUCCCAGGCCCAGCAGCAUUGAUUGACUCCGUCCUGCCACCUCGCCACCAUUUUUCUACUGUGACUCUGGUGCUUAUUUGGGCCUUCUUCCCUGAGCCUGCUGCUCCUCGCCCCAGAUGUGGGUACAGAAACCUUAGAAGGCAGAGGCCGCAGUUGCUAGGCUGUAAAUGAACUCAGGUGCUUUAAAAUUAAGUAUUUUUUGGGGGGGGGAUUGGGGAUAGGAGGGAUUAGAAGCAAUGCCAGUGUGAGGUGUUAUUCUCUGCACUUUGGGGAGGCUUUUCUUCAAGCAAGCAGCUUUCAAUGUCAAACGGGGUUUAUUUCUGCCCUAAUCAUGGGCUGCAUAGGGACCUCUAAACCCAUAAACGCAGAAAACUUUAAGCUGCCUGGGGAACGCUGGGAGUUGAAGUCUGCAUAUUUUGAAGUGGUCCUGGUUGAACGGUCCUUCUAGGUCAGGGGUCUGCAGAUUUGGCAGUUUAAGGCUUGCAGACUUCAACUCCCAGAAUUCCUCAGCCAGCUGUUCUAGGUAGGACCCCUGUCCUAGGAAGACGACAUGUAUGUUGUGGAGCACAUGGUCAGCACGCCAAAGCUACCUGCCGGCCACUCCACCAGACUUUCUUAUGGAAACGACCCCCUCCCCAAAUUCAAGCAAGUGUCUUGGGCUCUCUUUCACCUAAAGCAGUGUUUCUCAACCUCCGUAACCUUAAGAGGGUGGGCUUCAACCCCCAGCUGGCUGAGGAAUUCCGGCAGUCGAAGUCCACCCAUUUCAAAGUUGCUGAGGUUGAGAAAUACUGGGAAAGGAUGAUGGGAGGUGAGUCCUUGAGAGAGAGAAAGAGAGAGAGAGACUGUUGGUAAUUUCAGUAGGGCUAGAAAUUUGGGCGUGGGUGGGGAAAAUGUUCCCUGAAAUACACAUCUCAUGGACCCCAAAUCAGCCCUCAGUGGAAGCAAACCUUGGCCUGCACAAUUUUUAGUCCUUUCUACCUUUGCCCAGCUUAAUUUCUUUGGGGUGUCCUAAGAUUUCUCGGUGUUCGUUUAUUUUCUCCAGAUGUGCCACAUCUGCAGCUUGAAUGUGUGCUUCAAGCUCAGCCUCGGACGAAGGUGUCGGGGUUGCUGAUGGCCUUGGAUGGAAGUGGGUUGUUGGGGUCCCAGAGGAGACCUCCUCCCUCUCCACAAAGGACCUCACAACUCUAUCACAAGUGCAGUUGUGCCAUUGCCAAGAAAAAUAGGGUAAAUUUGGUUGAGUGUAAAGUGAAUCCACCCCUUCCCGAAACCCCCCCCCCCACUUUGAGCUGCUGAAAAAGAAUAUGUAAAUCUGUUCCAGGCUGGGCUCCCCCCCCCCCCGGGUUUUGCUGUAAAUACCAAGAUUGUUCACGUACAAGGCUCUCUGCAAAAUGAAAUGGCUUGUAAGAACUGGAGGGGAUGGGUUAUUUGCCGCCCCAUUCCUCUUGCAGCCAAAUUGUGAAAAAUGCUUGUCAGCAAGAGAAAUGGUAGAACACCACCGGUCCUGCUUCCUGGUGAGAUUGUCUGAGGAGGAUUUGCUUUUCCUGGUGGGCUUACUGGACAUUUAGCGCUAUUCCAAGCAUCACUACUGAACUAAGAUUUCAUUCCAUUCUUUAGCCGGACCAGUUAUUUCUCAGGCAUGGCAAAUUUCAGCUGGGUGGACUUCAACUCCCAGACAAGAGACUGGCUGGGGAUUCUGGGAAUUGAAGUUCGCCCAGCUUAAACAAGUUUGAGAAACACUGUUUUGGACAUCUUUCUUUUAUGUAAUUGUAUUCCGAAUUAAUAUGUUUCUGAUUCAAAUUAUAGAGAAUCUGUAGGGAGCACUGCUAUGAACUUCUCAGGAAGCUGAAGGGCUCUCCAAACUUGGCAACUUUAAAACUUCUGGACUUAAACUCUCAGACUUCCCCAUCUGGCUACGCAGGCUGGGGAAUUCUGGGAGUUGAAGUCCACAAGUCCUAACGUUGCCAAGCUUGGAGACUCCUGACCUAAACAAUGCCACAUAGACUUUUUAUGCGAGUGGGGAGAGGGUUGGAUGGGGUGGGGGAGGGAAUAAGGCUGAGAGGAAACCACAUAGAGCAACCUGAAAUAAAGGUUAUUUUAUUGUCCAGCUGACAAUUCCGAGGGUCUCUAAUAUUGGUGGCCUGCCUUUUCAAUAUGGAGUUUGAAUGUAUUUGGUACAGUACAUUAAAGCUGGUUUCAAUUUUGCACUGUAAAAAGUCUUUAAAAGUAUAAUUAAAGUUUUUUAUUAUUUA